CAUGGUCUCUACCUUAAUUUGGGCUACUUAUAAUUACUCACCUGGAUUACUGUAAUAAUCCCCUAAUUCAUCUUAUUUCCUCAAUUCUGCCCUUUCUCCCUACUAAAAUUCAUCCUCCAAACUACUCUAAGAGUAGUCUUUCUAGGAAAAAAAAAUCUGGUCAUGUCACUUUCAGAUUGAAUUUCUUUAAUGGUUCCACAUUGCUUUAAGCAUAGAAUUCAAAUUUCUUAGCUCUAACAUGCAAUAUAAUUCUUUCCCUUCAGUCUGAUGGUCACAUGCUUAUUUCUGGGUGAGCAUUAUUAGGCCCAGGCAAUCCAAUAUGCUGAUUGGCUAAAAUAAUUAGGAUCUACUCCUUAGGGUCAUCUUCCCUGGAAUCAUGGGCUGGAUGGGGGAAAGAUGGGGCCCAGGACAAAAUCAGGGUUUCACUAAGAAUGUGGAGGAGGAAAGAGACAGUGGGUGUCAGGCAGGUAACCAGUAAUGUCUUCAGUCUGUUCCUUCACGGAAUUCGCAGCCUAGUGGUGAAGACAGAAAAAUAAAGGCAAAGUUACAGUGCAGUGUGAUAAGGACAAUUGUAGAGUUUUGCGCAGGGUGCACAGUAAGCAUGAAGGCUCCUUUGUAAAUUAGACCAGGGCUUCAAAGAAAGUUUCCUAAAGGAGGUGAUACACAACCCAAUUUGUGAAAAAUGAGCAAGAGUUAACACAUUGAAGAAGAGGAAAGAGGCAUUGUGGCAGCAGGAACAGCAAGUGAAAAGGCCCAAGAGUCAUGCAAGAGUCACUGGGGAGCCACACAUCAUUUGGGUUGACCAGAGAGGAACUAUAUAUGUCAUAUAAGUUUUAUUCUAUAAAGUUUCCGAUAAUACUUCUGUUGUAUUCUAUAAAGCUACUGUGUAUGUACUGCUAACUAAAGGCCAAACACGGUAUGCAAUUCCACUUAAUACAGCACUCUGGGGUUAGAAUGUAAACCCCAACCGAAAGAUGAAGAAACUCAGACUAAAAGGCUAAAGAACUUAUACAGGGUCAUAUAGACCUGGCUCUAACCACUUUUAUACACAACUUUUCAACCUCAUGAAACUUGUUACCUCAAGCAAUGACAUAGGCUGAAAACAAAUAGAAUUGUAGGAAUAUACAUUUGGAUAUAUUUGAGAACCAGAUAUCUAAGAGAGAUUGAAGGAAAACCCUGUUUCUAAAGUACAACUUCUCUUUUUGACCAAGUCCUCUGAUGGACUAUUCUUUGGCAUACAUGUCAGGGAUAGAACACAACGGUCAGUUUCUGACGCAGGGUUCUUCUGUCACCUGGCUGUCACCAGUCAGCGAUCACAUUUCUUAGCUCAUGAUCUGCCCCCGUCUCUGCUGGAAUGUCUCUUUCCCCCUUCUUCAAUUUGCUGCCUUUUGUUCAUUCUUCACAGAUUCAGUUUAAGCAUCACUUCCUUUAGGAAACUUUCUCUGAACCCCUGGUCUGGUUAAGAAAGGAGGCUUUGUGUUCACAGUGUACCCUGUGUAGAACUCUACAACUGUCCUUAUCACAAUGCACUGUAACUUUGGCUUUGGUUGUUUCCCUACCCCCUCACUGCAGUCUGUAAAGUCUAAGAUAAGGACAUUGCGUUCUUCUUUUUCCUCUUUCCUAAGAAAACCUCAGUUUUGUUCAGGUCUCUGUCUCUCCUGCAUGUGGUCCACAUAGCUCAAGAAAGGCUACCUCUUUCCUCUCACGAAUGGAUCUGGUUGUUUAAGCCAGUGAUUCUCAACCAGAGGUGUAGAGAGGAGAGAGUGAACAGGGAGCGGGGCUUUUGUCUGUUGGUUGGUCUCCUUGGACUGAAGAGAGGGAGGGUGCAAGGCCAAGACUGUUAAGGAUUCUCAAAAUGGUUUAUUACCCAGAGCUUUCUGUCUGGGUCAGUCAAGAACCAUUUCCAAACAAGGAAAUGGAGGGAAGGCUUCCUAAGGGAAGACUUCCUGUCCCAAAGGAAGUGAGCCGCAAGAAGGAUGGCCAGACCGAGGCUGCCUCCCUGCAUCCACUUGGCAGCAGUGAGCUCCACUCCCCGGGAAUCAGUUACCUCCUCUCUUUUUAAUCACCUCCAUUUGUAUUACACAUGGUGUAUGGGUAUUGAUGAGGUCAUGGUAUCAUAUAUGGGAUUUUUUUCUGUGUAAAUCAUCAAGUAUAAGAAGAAACUAUGGGACUCUGAGCCUUGCUUUAGAGAAUUUACAGUGGACAAAUAGGUAUCAUCAAACCAGUUUUUAAUCAUUCUGACUCAAGUGAAAACGCUCAGAAUUUCACACUGUGAAUCCACGUUUACAACCCUUACAGGUGGGCCUUCAGGCCUGGUUUGCUACGACGAUGUCUUCCACAACUCAAACCCCCUCUGCUCUCACACAACCGGUCCACUUCUGCCUUUUCACUCACACAGCUCCCGACUGCUUCUUGCAGAGGCUGAGAGUCCCCAUUUUUUUUUUUUUUUCAUUUAGAUGUAACAAGCCUAGUAGUUUAUGUUCAUCAAUUGUCUGUAUAUCUCUAUAUUUUAUCCAUGUACUCUUUCGAUGUAUAGAAGUAGUUUGAAACUCAUUGUUUCCUUGUGGUAAGUGACCGAGAUGCUGCCACAGGACCUGAGACACUGAUGAAUGGUGCUAUUUUGGACUUUCAACAUGCUCCUUGGCAAGGUAGCUCUGAUGGAGUUAUUUUUUAUUUUCAUGUUCUAAGAAGGUGUUGGUACUCUGUUUCCCCGAAUGUUGUUCUCUAGACUGGAUUGACUUGUUCUCCUUGUGUCUUCAGUGUGGCUUUCUUCUUCAGCGUUGUAGGUUGAGUGAGUGCCACCACAGAGCGGUAGAGACCCAUGUCUCAUGGACUGGCACUCCUGGACACGCAGUCACUGUAGCGGGAGCAAUCACAAAACUGUAAUUUCCUUACCAAAUCUCUUCCUUUCCAUAGCCUCGCCUGCCUCACUUAGAGAACGAAAAGCAAUAAUUUGACAGGCAUUUUUAGGUGUCUCUUUUGGUUCUUUUCAUUUGAAAGAAUAUUUGGGGAAGAAAGGGCAAACUUUUUUUUUUUAACAAAUGCCCUCUGAAAAAAAUCUAAAAAACUGACAUCUCAGUAGGAACAUGAAAAUUAGACCUUUCCCAAAAAUUAGGUUGGAAAAAAAUGUUUUUACAAAUUUUUUUUUUUUUUUUAAAGGCAGAGCACUCUCUUUCGGCAGUUCUGAUAAGCAAGGUGUAGAUUUUACAUUUUUGUCCUUGCUCCCAAUGAAAUGGAUAAACAAAAAUACAAUCAGACAAUACCAUCCACUCAUGGAAUGUUGUUGUGUUAGCCAGUCUGAAAGCCCACCUUAAUUUUUAUAUAACUGUCUUUUAGCUCUUCCUUUGACAGGGCAGGCUUUGUUCUGAACUGUCCCGCUUCUGACUGUUACACAUCAACCGACGCAUGCACUGCACUUCUUCGUUCUCUUCUCGCUCCCCCAUUGGCCUGAGUUUCCUGUGCAUUUACCCCCCUCCCUCCUUUGUUAGAAUAGGUAUAUCCGCUGUGUAAAUAGAGCAAGAAAACAGUAUUUUGCAUCUGUGGCAUUUCCGUAGAGUUGCAGUUGUGUACUGCUGAAUAUGCAGGCUUUUGUAGCAAUGUGAUCUUUACUGAUGCACUCACAACAAGUACCCAAUGUAUUUUAGCUAUUUUAGUAGUAUUCAAUAAAUAUGCAAGCUGUAUGGUAA
This is a messenger RNA of Delphinapterus leucas (beluga whale), 3686 nucleotides long. NCBI's taxonomy places the organism in Eukaryota, Metazoa, Chordata, Mammalia, Artiodactyla, Monodontidae. The record is from RefSeq and is a predicted model, not a curated record.